Molecule: messenger RNA, 1158 nt
Organism: Babesia bigemina
Lineage: Eukaryota; Apicomplexa; Aconoidasida; Piroplasmida; Babesiidae
Product: ATP-NAD-dependent kinase, putative
Exons: 1
Coding region: 1-1158 (385 amino acids)
Biological process (GO): NADP+ biosynthetic process; NAD+ metabolic process
Molecular function (GO): NAD+ kinase activity
Source: RefSeq, a predicted model, not a curated record
AUGGAGCCUUCCGGCUGCGUAGAGCACCCGCUCACGUUAGAUCCCGCGGACGUCGCAAAGCGUCUCUCGGUAGUCGGCGAUGCCUGGAGCAACUCCGAGGUGCACGAUCUUGUCGUUGUCUACAGCCGUGUGCCGAAGAAGGUCAUGAUAUGCUCCUCGAAGACGGAUGAAUCGAUACGGAAGGCCCGUGAGGAGCUUGUCGCGCUCAUAAAGGAGAAGUUUGACUGCGUAGUCAUGGUUCACGACCGUCUUCUCCCCUCCGUAAAGGCCGGGACCGAUCAGCUUUGGGGGGAGGUACACAGGCCACACCCCGGGCCGGCAGCCUCCAAGAACCAGGACGAUUCGACCAUCGUGGAAUAUAAGGAACUCGAAAUCGACGACGUGGAACUGAUCAUCGCAAUAGGAGGCGACGGAACCAUACUGAAGGUCAUCAAGAUGUUUCCGCACGUCAUACCGCCAGUUAUCGGACUCUCAAUGGGCUCCAUGGGAUACAUGGCCAAGUUCAACAUGGCGGAGGUCAAGGAGACGCUCAUGAGCAUAUGUGAUGUCGGCAUCACGGUGUCCAGACGCAGCCUGUUGCACGUCGAAGUGUACAGCGACACGGGGGAACUAAUCGCACGCAGAAACGCACUGAACGAGUGUGUCAUAGACCGGGGGCUAUCGCCAUGCAUCACCACGCUGGACGUGUACUACCAAGGGUCGUACUUCACGACGGUUAUAGGUGACGGCUUGCUCAUCAGCACGCCCAGCGGGUCCACGGCCUACUCAAUGGCCGCCGGCGGCCCAAUUGUGCACCCGGCGGUUCCCUCCAUGCUCUUCACCGUCAUAUGUCCGCACUCAAUUUCCUACAGGCCGGUUAUCCUGCCGAGAGAGGCGGUACUGGACGUCAUUGUGCCGCCAGACAACCGCGGCGACGUCAGGCUGUGCGUGGACGGAAACUACCACUGCAACCUCAAGCAGGGGUCAUACGUCCGCGUCACGUCCGCCGACCAGGCCUUUCCGCUCGUGCUGCCAAACAACACGCACACAGGUGACGAGUGGAUCAGGUCGCUCAGGGAACACCUGCACUGGAAUUUCAGGAUCCGGCAGCAGCACAUCGCGCCACGGCUCCAAUUGUCACAAACCCUAGUGGAAAAAAGAUUUAGCACCAUAAACUAG